AUGCGAGAGCGGGAAAAAGCUCUUGAAAUCUCCCCCACAGACUCUGAAGACUUCAAAGGUGCCGCAGUGCUUGAAGCGCAAAUUUUGAAUUCAAGAAGGCUUCUGCAAGAGCCCAAGGAAGCCUGGGUACACCUUCGGGAGCCUCUCAAGGAGCGGGUUAAUUCUUUGAAGACGAUCUAUGCAGGGACGCCCCGGCCCUCCAGAGGGCGCCCCAUCAUCAUCCAGGGACGCCCCGGUCCUCCAGAGGGCGCCCCAUCAUUAUCCAGGGACGCCCCGGCCCUCCAGAUGGCGCCCCAUCAUCUAGGGACGCCCCGGGCCUCCAGAGGGCGCCCCAUCAUCAUCCAGGGACGCCCCGGCCCUCCAGAGGGCGCCCCAUCAUCAUCUAGGGACGCCCCGGCCCUCCAGAUGGCGCCCCAUCAUCUAGGGACGCCCCGGCCCUCCAGAGGGUGCCCCAUCAUCUAG
Molecule: messenger RNA, 462 nt
Organism: Procambarus clarkii (red swamp crayfish)
Lineage: Eukaryota; Metazoa; Arthropoda; Malacostraca; Decapoda; Cambaridae
Source: RefSeq, a predicted model, not a curated record